GAAGGAGUCCAGAGACAGAGCGCCAUGACUUCUGCGAAAGGUCCUUCAACUGGUGAUCCCACUCUGAGGAGAAGAAUUGAGCCCUGGGAAUUUGAAGCCUUCUUUGACCCCAGAGAACUGCGUAAAGAGGCCUGUCUGCUUUAUGAAAUCAAGUGGGGCUCAAGCCACAAGAUCUGGAGAAACACAGGCAAAAGCACCACCAGUCACGUUGAAGUAAACUUUAUAGAAAAAUUUACCUCAGAAAGACGUUCUGACUCUCCCAUCAGCUGCUCCAUCACCUGGUUCUUGUCCUGGAGUCCCUGUUGGGAAUGUUCCAAGGCUAUUAGAGAAUUUCGGAGCCAACACCCUAGGGUGACUCUGGUUAUUUACGUAGCACGGCUUUUUUGGCACAUGGAUCAACAAAACCGGCAAGGACUCAGGGACCUCAUCAACAGUGGGGUCACUGUCCAGAUGAUGAGAGUCUCAGAGUAUUGUCACUGCUGGAGGAAUUUUGUCAACUACCCACCUGGGAAAGAAGCUUCCUGUCCAACAUACCCACCUCUGUGGGUGAUGCUGUAUGCACUGGAACUGCACUGCAUAAUCCUAAGUCUUCCACCCUGUUUAAAGAUUUCAAGAAGAUGUCAAAAUCAGCUUACAUUUUUCAGACUUACUCUUCAAAAUUGCCAUUACCAAACGAUUCCCCCCCACAUCCUUUUAGCCACAGGGUUGAUUCAGCCUUCUGUGACUUGGAGAUGAAUAGAAUGAUUCCUUGCCUGUACUGUCUCAAGAACAAACCAUGGUGACCCACUAAAGAGUGAAUGCCAUUAAGAAUCUAGAAAUGUUCACAGAUUACCCCAAAACUUUGUAGCUUUAAACAAAAAUAAAUAUUUAUUAUCUCU
Molecule: messenger RNA, 878 nt
Organism: Lemur catta (Ring-tailed lemur)
Lineage: Eukaryota; Metazoa; Chordata; Mammalia; Primates; Lemuridae
Gene: APOBEC1
Product: apolipoprotein B mRNA editing enzyme catalytic subunit 1
Exons: 5
Coding region: 25-735 (236 amino acids)
Biological process (GO): cytidine to uridine editing
Cellular component (GO): nucleus; cytoplasm
Molecular function (GO): cytidine deaminase activity; RNA binding; zinc ion binding
Source: RefSeq, a predicted model, not a curated record